GUCAUUUCUGGUUUUCUUACCUCAGCCACCAAUUUCUUAACUUACUCUUGAAAAAUGUUUGGUUUGAAGCAUGCUCAUGUUAUUAUAUGGUUUCUUAUGACUCCAUCGCUCACUGCACACGGGGGUAUCGUUUACAUCCACAGAGUAAGAAAUUCAUCCGUUGAAAUUUCUUGUGAAUCUGCAAACAAAGAGGAAAAACCAUUUGCCUUUUCGCUGAAACGAAAAUUGCUCCAGUCUAGACAAGUUCUGUAUCUUUCUAAAGGACGCUCACCAUAUAUCAAUACAUCGGAGGAAAAGGAUCGCAUCACUGUACGAGAUGAGUUAGAAAAUCAUGCCAUUCAUCUGACAAUCUCAAACCUCCAAGGACGGGACACAGACGUAUACCACUGUGUUUUCCACUAUGGGGUUCUCCCAUAUGAAAAGAAUGUACCUGGCAAGACGGAGUUCUUCAUCUAUGUUGAAGACUACUUUCAUGAGUCUUAUAAUUGUUCAAACUAUCUGCCAUUGCUGUAUGUGAUCUCUGGAGCUGCGUGUCUGCUGGGUGUUCUGGUCUUUAGCCUCACUGCAGCUUACUGCUGUAAAUGCCCUAAACGUAGAAAGCUGCAGCCUACAGUUCCUGUUUAUGAGGAGAUGGCCGGGGUGCGGCCUGCCAAAGGAAAAGCCACACGCUCUCACACAGAUAUUGCAAAACUGGAAGAAGCUAACAGUUCUGCAGCAACCUUGUUCGCUAACCAAAACCUCUAUGUAAAUUAAAUCAGUGAAAAGUAAAGUAGUGAAUGAGAAUUCCCUCAAGACAAUGCUCUUGAAAAGUUUUUGGUUUUUGAACAGAAAAUUUGUGUUUUCGUCUUUCCGAUAUACCUCCAUGCUUGCACGCCUUGUGUAAUUUCUUUGUAACAAAAUAUCCACUUACAGCUUUUUAAUCGUUUACCUUUUCGUAAAAAAAAAUGACAAACUAAAACAAACUGUUUCACAUUUCAGAGGUAUGCGUUAUCAAUGUUAUUUAUUUGGUGGUUCUGUUUCUGACAGUGUUAUACUGGGUCUGACACCGUUAUAAACAGUGGCAAGUUGCCUUAAGUAAAUAGUUGGCAUUUCACAAAAUGUAUUUUUGCAGAACCCGUUCAUUGAAAAGGUGGAAGUGGCAAUGAAAAACAAAUCCAGUUAAUAUGUUUACAUCAUUGUUCUGUUCAGAUCUUAUGUAAAACAGUGAAUCAUGCAAAUAAAGUCUUGAACAUUG
Messenger RNA from Danio aesculapii, 1234 nucleotides. RefSeq names its product cd7 antigen-like (gene cd7al). Gene Ontology annotation, molecular function: signaling receptor activity. The transcript has 4 exons. The coding region runs from base 55 to 753 and encodes 232 amino acids. The record is from RefSeq and is a predicted model, not a curated record. Gene Ontology annotation, biological process: adaptive immune response. Lineage: Eukaryota; Metazoa; Chordata; Actinopteri; Cypriniformes; Danionidae. Gene Ontology annotation, cellular component: membrane.